This is a messenger RNA of Pelobates cultripes (western spadefoot toad), 4878 nucleotides long. The record is from the annotation of a GenBank genome assembly. Lineage: Eukaryota; Metazoa; Chordata; Amphibia; Anura; Pelobatidae.
AUGCACACCAUUACAGAUCAGGUCUAUACUAGUACACCAGAAUUGUGUCUCCUGAAGAAGCUUCCAGACAAUUUAUCCAAGUCUACAGAAAUUAUCUUGACUCAUCUCUUGGCUUCGUCAACUUCAGGUCUUGCUCGGUAUUGGAAGUCUGAUACCAUUUCAUCUAUGACUGAGGUAUUGCGCAAUGUUUUUGAAGCCAAGAGGUGUGUGUUGGCCUAUAGGACAACUUCUGCUGCUGUGGACUUACUGAAACAUGAAUGAACACUCUGGGAAGAGGGAGUCAGGGGCUGUUAUGGCCUAUAUCUUUUUCAUUAGACCUGCACCAGAUGGUAAAAUAUCAUUAUUUUGAUUGUAUUUUUUAAUAAAUAUUCCAACCUUUUAAGACACAUAUGACAUUUUAAUUUUUCCACUGUUAUAUAUUGCUAUUAAAAUUCUGCUUUAAUAUAUACUUAAAAUAUAUUAUUGGAUGAUAGUUAUUCAUUGUAUACCCCUCAUUUUUUUGGUUAUGAUUAUUUUCUCUUCUGUAUUGUUCUUAUCUUCUACUCUGUUAGUUAAAUUGUUAUCACACACAAGGCUUCUGCAGGCUCUAGCAGGCAGUUAACAGAGCAAGAGGAAAGAACUUGAAACACACUGUGCAAUGAGGAAAGCUAAACAAUGUUGUCUAUUUUUCAGUAAGUGUGUAUGGAGGUUGCAGAACAGAGGAAGGAAUCAUAGGAAGGAAUCAUGGAAUUGUAUAUGUUAAUGUGCAACCUGUUUGUGUUUGGUGGCAAUGAUCUCCAAAAAGGUAUAAAGGAUUGUGGAAUGGUAUGAUUUUGUCACUUGAAUGGUCAUUCCCGUUUACUUGACCCAUACGCCAAAACCUACCAGUUCACCCCUGUGUAAUUAAAUAUGCUAGGCUGUCUAUUAUGCAUGGCAAAAUUGCCAGGGAAGAAUUUAAAGAAGCACUAUAGGGUCAGGAACACAAACAAAAACCAAGAUCUAGCCACCCUGGUCCCCUCAUGUCUCCCUAAAAAUAGUAAAAUCUUACUUGCAUUCAAAUCUGGAGCUGUUGGCUUUGUCCCUGUUUCCUUUAGACCUGCCCACUGUCUGCUGACAUCAGCAGAAGUGGUAGCCUGGUCCAAUCACAAUGCUUCCCCAUAGGAUUGGCUGAGACUGACAGAGAGGGGGCAGAGCCAGCACAAUUCAAACACAGCCCUGGCCAAUCAGUAUCUCAUCAUAGAGAUGAAUUGAAUCAAUGAAUCUCUAUGAGGAAAGUUCAGUGUCUGCAUGCAGAGGGAGGAGAUACUGAAUAUUUGGAUGCAUUUUAGGCAGCCAUGACCCAGGAAGGAUCUCUAACAGCCAUCUGAGGAGUGGCCAGUGAAGUUAUCACUAGGCUGUCAUGUAAACACUACAUUUUCUCUGAAAAGACAGUGUUUACAGCAAAAAGUCUGAAGGUAAUGAUUCUACUCACCAGAACAAAUUCAAUAUGCUGUAGUUGUUCGUGUGACUAUAGUGUCCCUUUAAUGUUUUGAUAGAUACUCUUUUGUUCAUGAGAUAUUUGUCAGCAAUCUAAAAAAAGUAAAUAGAUUGGAUGAUGCAGGGCUGUGGGUUGGAAAAAAAGUCCUUCAUUAUUAUUUUUCCCAGGACAAAACUUGUCAGGCCUACCCUUAUAGAUGUAUUUUCUAAGCUUUUCAAAUGGCUUAAUAUUUUUGAAUAAAUAUUUUAAAUGAUUUAAUAUUUAUAAAAAUGAUUUGAUAUGUUUUGAUUUACUGAAAUAUUAUUUUAUAUAUGAUUUUUUUUUUACAUUUUUAUAUAAAUAAUUUUAACAAUUAGCAGAGGGGCUGUAUUUUCUCUGAUAUAUAUGAAGAUAAAAUAAUUUGCUAUUUCUGUUCCUAAGGUGUAUGCUUUUGUACGUUUUUUUUUUUUUAAUAUGAUAAUACGCCUUUAUGCCCUGCGUUACCUAUUGUAAUCUUAAUUGUAAUUGUUGGAACAUGUUGGUCUUAUAAAAUGUUAUUUCCUCUAAUACUAAUAUUAAUAAAAAUUGAUUUGCAAAAAAAAAAAAAGAAAAACUAAUUGUAAAAUGUAUCCAAAAUAUUAAAUAAUCUGAAAAGCUUUUAAUAUUUUUGCAUACGUUUUUCCAAUGAUUCAAUAUACAGAAGUCACCAUUAAAUCCUAUAAGAAUUUUUGCAGAUAAAUCAUUUGGAAAGGAUUUUAUAGCAGUAUUGAAUCAUUUGGGAAGCCUAUUUAAUCGAGGCCUAUGUCUGUAAAGAAAGUAAAGACUUGAGCAAAUUAAAAGCAUUCCUAGAUCGGGUAUUUAAAUUACUAAACGUUAUACAGAAUAUAUCAGGUCAUAUGACCAUUUUAUGUAACGUAGAUCCUAUUUUUUGUGAAAUAUGUGCCUGCAUGUAUUUUUGAGAGAUUUUUUCUGUGCUGUAUCCUAACCACAGUUUUUACUGAGAACAAACAACUCGCUUGGAAUUAAUGGGAUUAGUAUUCGAUGGAAUAUUGAACAACCCUUAAUUUUUUUUUAAACAUGGUGAUUAAUGAACCGAUCAAGCUUUAAAUGCGUCAACUCAAGAUAUAAAAAAAUAAAUCUGCAAUCCAGAAAAAAAUGCAAUACUUAUGCAAUUCGUAUGCUGAAAUGUAUCAUGUCCUUAAACCAAUGCACAACUGUCAUUGAAUACAAUAAUGUAAGUCAAUUCUAUGCCCUGUGGCUUGACUCUUUAGCAGUUCUAUAUUCCAUUGUCAGAGAUAAUGUCUUACCCUUGUCAUGCCUCUAACCUGUAGAUGCUGUGUUAAACAUAUGACUCUCAUUAAGUACCCAGAAUGAAAGUAGUUGGAGGCUGAUAAAGUCUAAUAUAGCAAUACUAUCGUCAGAGAUUAAUCACACAUGUAAGGAUUUAACAAGAUUUAGACACAGUUAUGUGGUUUUAACACCUUCAAUACAAAGUUGAUUUUAGAAACAUGUGAAGCAAAUAUAACACCAUACAGUUACGAGAUAACAGCAGGUUCCAGUAUAAAAUCAGCAGUUUUUUUAAUAUUAUUAAAAUAUAUAUAUAUAUAUAUAUAUAUAUGCUUACAUUAUUCAUGAUUUUUUGCAGAAAUAAAAUGGCAUGAAUACUGACAAUCUAGCAACAAACGUGAGUUGGCAACGGAUGUAAGGGGGCAAUGUGGCUGUAAAAUGUGUACUAUGUGGGUAGUGUAGCAUUUCUGUAUAAUGUGUUAAUAUGGUAAAAUAUGGCAUUGAGCAUUAGGCAAAACCAGAAUGUUGUACGGCAUUGGUCUAUGCAUUACACCUCACAAUGACCCCUGAGGAUUCAUAAUAUCCUUCUUACUCAGCAGUGGCGGAACUAACAUAGAGGGAGGCCAUGGUGCAAAAAAAUUUUGUGCCCCCCUAUCACAAGGAUGGCCCAAAGCUGGUAGAUCUCCAUCUGUCAUACAACUCCUACAAUGCUUUGACAGCUGGGGAUCUACUAUUUUCCCAUGCUUGCAGGGUUAUAUUUAGCACUGAGCAGUGUUUGUGUGUUUAAAUGUAAGUAUGUUUUUGUACAAAAUAUGUUUGUGUGAAUGUAGUGUUGGUGUUUGAAUGCAAGAAUGCAUUUGUGUCUAGUGCGGUUUUUGAAUGCAUUGGUGUGUAAUUGUAUGUAAUUGUAUGUAAUUGUAUUUAUAUAUACUUUUUUUAAUACAGAGAUGUGUUUGUAUGUAGUGCUGACGUUUGAAUGCAGGGGUGUUUGUAUGUAGCGUUGACAUUUGAAUCCAAGGGUGUGUUUGUGGGUAGUGUUGGUGUUUGAAUGCUGAAACAAAUGCAUAUACACAUAUACACUGCCACACACAGAUACACAGACAAAUACGCACAUUGAAACACAUGCAGAUAUACAUAUAUAGAUGUAUAUAGAUAUGUUUAUAAAUAUAUAUGUAUAUAUAUAAAGCAAAAAGGAAAGAGAUGCACUCUCAGGUCUUUGUAGAAAAAAACUUGAUAUUAUUUAAUAACAGGUAACAUACAUCUGAUCGACGUUUCGACCUCUUCAGGUCUUCCUCAAGAUAUGUAUAUAUAUAUAUAUAUAUAUAUAUAUAUAUAUAUACAGUGGAACCUUGGUUAACGAAAAAUUCGGUUUACGAAUGAGAAUUCGUAAAAAAAUUAAAAAUACGUCGGUUUACGAAUUUUUUUUGCAAUGCGAAACAAGUGUCCCAAUUUAUAGCUCCACCCCCUGCAUACUGGAGUCUGGGUAGCACAUGAGUGUGGAGUGUGGAGGUGUUGGAGAAGUUUUGGAGCUAUUUGCAGCAAGUUGUGGAGCCAUUUGCAGCAAGUUUUGUAGCCUUUUUGGUGCAUCUCAAGAGGUGGAAAGGUAGGGAGCUGAGCUUAGUUGUUUGCAUGCCUUUUACUGUGUGUUCUGCAUUGUGGGGUGAUUUCCAUACCAGCUCAUGUGCUGUGCAUGCCUGUUACUGUGUGUUUUGCAUUGUGGGGUUGCUUUCCAUGCCAGCUCAUGUGCUGUGCAUGCCUGUCACAGCUCAUAUGCUGUGCAUGCCUGUUACAGUACUGUACUGUGUGUUUUGCAAUGUGGGGUUGUUUUCCAUGCCAGCUCAUGUGCUGUGCAUGCCUGUUACAGCUCAUGUGCUGUGCAUGGCUUUUACUGUGGUUUCCAUGCCAGCUCAUGUGCUGUGCAUGCCUGUUACAGCUCAUCCGCUGUGCAUGCCUUUUACUGUGGUUUCCAUGCCAGCUCAUGUGCUGUGCAUGCCUUUUACUGCCAUGUGGGUGUAAAGCAUUUUUUUUUUUGCAUACUUAGUGACGGUGAUGUCAUGGCACCCAAGAAAGCAGCGAAAGCUGGGAAGAGGAAGAAGGAGAUGAUUCUGCUUGAGGACAAGAAAGAAAUCAUCAGGAAGCAUGAAGGAGGAAUGUGA